Molecule: messenger RNA, 5560 nt
Organism: Sebastes umbrosus (honeycomb rockfish)
Lineage: Eukaryota; Metazoa; Chordata; Actinopteri; Perciformes; Sebastidae
Gene: wdr44
Product: WD repeat domain 44
Exons: 20
Coding region: 495-3224 (909 amino acids)
Molecular function (GO): protein binding
Source: RefSeq, a predicted model, not a curated record
GAGCGCCCAUCCAUGGCCCCGCCCUUUGACUCACCUCCUUCAUGUCUUUUUUGUGUGACUGUCUGGUUUGUUUAUGAAGCGGAUCACUGGCUCUCCGUUAGCUGGACAGCUGAACAAGUGAAUGCUGUUGUCAAAAAACGCGCUUUUUGGUGUCUGACUUCAUAGAAGACACUGUGCUGUGAACGAGACAGAUAUUUAUAAAGGAGGGUAACUUAGAGAGCUAGUCAGCAGCAGUAGGCGUUGGUCAGCGGUACGAGCAGAUUGCAUUUGUUAGCUUAGCAUUUGGCUCAUUUGUAACUGUUAUGGCGUGACGUUGGACAGGAUUGACGACGCCUGGGCCAAGCCCUUUUAAUGAAAACAUCAAUCUAGAGAAGGCAGCAUAUAGAGAGACAGGUGCAUGUGUAUAACUCUUCCAUUCUGCAGGUUAGCUCGGCUUUCAGACAGCUGCCUGGCUAUUGAAUGUGACUAGCUUAGUGAGCUACAUUCAUGUUAGCAUGGCGUCAGACACUAGUGACACCGAGGAAUUCUAUGAUGCUCCUGAGGACGUUAACUUUACUCCAUCUCCCAAAGUGUCACCGGCAAAGUUUUUCAUUCCUUCGCCUCAGCUGUCGCAGAGAUCAGUAAGCGCUGCACAAGACGUGAGCUGCGGAGUGGCUGCAUCUGAGACUCAGCAAGAUGAUUCCCUACUGAUCAUUGAUAGCAUCAUUGAGGAGAGUCAGAAGGGAAGUGUUGGUGAUGGUGGUGAGGUGGCUCAGCUAUUAGAUCAGCUACAUGUUGAUGUAAGAGAAGAACCGGAGCCAAAGGUUGAGAAUAAUGCUCAGGAAGUUCCUGUGGAGCCAGCAGCGCCAGCUGUUGAACCUCAUCUUGUCGAGCGGCCAGAGGAACAACAGGAAAAUGCAGCAACAAACGGAGCAUGCUCUAUACCUGCCGCUGAACCCACAGAUCUCCCAGGGCCAUCAGUUGGGUCACAAGAAGGUUUUCAGCCCCCAGACAUCACCAGAACCGUAGGACUGAGUCAGCCUGAUGGGGCUGCUGUGGUUGCAGGAGGGGAGCAGGAGCAGAGACCUGCAGAUAUCUUGGACCAGGUCCCAUACACAGACAGGUCGGCUGACUCAGACUCUGGGCCUACAAAACCUCCACGACAAUUCACAGCGGAACCGGACAUUGUAGCAAGCACCAAGAAGCCUCCUCCCUCACGCCCACCCCCUCCCAUCGGAGGUCCUCCACCAAGACCGCCUCCGCCGUCUUGGCAAACUCUACCUUCCAAGAAGUCUCAGGAGUGUCUGAGGCCAAUUGGACUGGAAGUGUCUGCAGUCAGCGGCGAUGCUCUGGAGCCCUCCGGCCUGGUGUCUCCUAGCAGCACAGUGAGGAGUCUAACCAAAGAGCUGCAGCAUUCCUUGGAUCUGGCCAGUGCCACCAGUGGGGACAAAGUGGUGACAGCACAGGAAAAUGAGGAUGAACAGGCGUCUCAGAGUGGAGGACAAACUCCAGGCCCUCAGCGUCCACGUUCCAACUCUGGUAGAGAACUGACAGAUGAAGAAAUCCUGGCCAGUGUGAUGAUCAAGAAUUUGGACACUGGGGAAGAAAUCCCUUUAAUCCAGGCAGAAGAGAAACUUCCUGCAGGGAUUAACCCCCUCACUCUGCACAUCAUGAGGAGGACCAAAGAGUACAUUACUAAUGAUGCAGCGCAGUCAGAUGACGAUGACAAGGCUCAGGCUCCACUGGCAGACACAGAUGGAGGAAAACUAAAACAGAAAACAACCCAGUUUAAAAAGUUCCUGGGCAAGUCUGUGAAGAAGGCCAAGCAUCUUGCUGAGGAAUAUGGAGAGAAGGCAGUCAACAAAGUGAAAAGUGUGCGUGAUGAAGUGUUCCAUACAGAUCCAGAUGAUCCAUCAUCAAGUGACGAUGAGGGCAUGCCUUACACCAGGCCUGCCAAGUUCAAGGCGGCACACAGCUUCAAGGGUCCCUUUGACUUUGAUCAGAUUAAGGUUGUGCAGGACCUGAGUGGAGAGCACAUGGGGGCUGUUUGGACGAUGAAGUUCUCUCACUGUGGGAGGCUGCUGGCAAGCGCGGGCCAAGAUAAUGUGGUUCGCAUCUGGGUCUUGAAGACCGCCUUUGACUACUUCAACAACAUGAGAUUAAAGUACAACACUGAAGGUCGAGUUUCACCUUCUCCUUCUCAGGAAAGUUUAUGCUCCUCUAAAUCUGAAGAUCACGGGGCAAGUUGUGCUCCAGAGGACCCAGACACAGAAGAUGGGAAAGCCCCUUUCCGUCCAGUCCCCUUCUGCAAGUAUAAAGGUCAUACAGCAGAUCUAUUGGACUUGUCCUGGUCAAAGAACUUCUUCCUCCUCUCCUCUUCCAUGGAUAAAACCGUCAGAUUGUGGCACAUAUCCAGGAGAGAGUGCCUCUGCUGCUUUCAGCACAUUGAUUUUGUCACAGCCAUUGCUUUCCAUCCCAGAGAUGACAGAUACUUUUUAAGCGGCUCUCUGGAUGGAAAGCUACGGCUCUGGAACAUUCCUGACAAGAAGGUGGCGCUGUGGAAUGAGGUGGAUGGCCAAACGCGCCUCAUCACGGCAGCUAACUUCUGUCAAAAUGGGAAGUAUGCGGUCAUCGGCACCUACGAUGGUCGAUGCAUCUUCUAUGACACAGAGCGCCUGAAAUACCACACUCAAAUUCAUGUGAGGUCCACAAGAGGCAGGAACAAAGUUGGACGCAAAAUCACUGGCAUUGAACCUCUACCUGGAGAGAAUAAGAUUUUGGUGACCUCAAAUGAUUCCCGCAUUCGCCUUUAUGACCUGAGGGACUUGUCUUUAUCCAUGAAAUACAAAGGUUAUGUGAACAGCAGCAGCCAGAUCAAGGCGAGCUUCAGUCAUGACUAUUCCUUCAUAGUCAGUGGCUCAGAGGAUAAGUAUGUGUACAUCUGGAGCACAUACCACGACCUGAGCAAAUUCACAUCCGUACGACGGGACCGCAAUGACUUCUGGGAAGGAAUUAAAGCACACAAUGCAGUGGUCACCUCGGCAAUUUUUGCACCGCACCCAGGCCUUAUUGUUCCACAAGAAGCUGGAGCAGCAGACAAACCAGAAGCAGAGUGUAAGAGCCUGGACUCCACAGACUCUGAAACGAUACCCUCAGGAGCACUAAAGACGGAUCACACAGAGGUUCUACUCUCUGCUGACUUCACUGGAGCCAUCAAGGUUUUCAUCAACGUAAAAAAGUACUGAGCACUUCAGAGGUUGUCAGCUCCCCCACACUCAGGCCUGUCUGACGGAGAUCAGUCCUACUGACGAAGGACAGCCCGCCAGGGGCCACCUAACAUCGCCCAACUACCUAAUGGUUAUUGCUCUGAUACAAAGAGCCGUCUGUAGCGUUUUCGGGAGACCAGGGACCCUAAAAUGGAACAUGAGGGAAUAGGUGGAAGAACUGGACUGUACGAUACAGACACGGUGUGAUUCCCUGUCACAUUUCUAUUUUUUAUCUUUAAUACCAAGCAACUGUGAAUGGUUUGGCAUUAAGAAAAAAAGAGAGCCGGAAAUGCCAAGUGUGUGUGGUCUUUUCAGAUAUGUGUGUGUUAAUUUACAGCUGUAUGUUCAAGACUGAGUGUAGGUAGAUGGCUAUUUGUAACAGUAUGGGCACCUUACUAAUUUCUUUUGCUUCCACAUUUCAGAUAGAUAAGUUAAGUGCAAGACACUGUCCUAAUGUCAGUCACAAAUUUUAAUGUGUCUUAUGUAAAGAGAUGUAACCAUUUGUUUUGAAAGCAAGGUGGUAUGAAAUGAUUUGUGCCUACAAAAUCUAGUCAGCUUUUCUAAAUUCAACUUCGAGCUUUCCUCUAAAAUAUAUCAAACAUUUCAGCGGAUGACAGCAAAUCUACGGUACAGGAAAUCUGUAUACGGUUACUAACGAUUAGGGCUGGGUAUCUUACAUUUUUUCAGAAACAAUACUGGCUCUUAUGUACUUUUGAUAAAUUGUUUUGUUCAAUGAAAGCACAUUUCAUUAUAAAAUAGUACUGUAAAUUCAGUGUGUAACAUUGCUGCUUUUGUAAACAGAACCAAAUGAUGCUCUAUUAAUUUCCUCAAUAAAAGUCCACACAAAACUAGAAGAAUGCUUGUUGAUAAACUUUUUUUUAACCUUGAAAAAUCAAAUCAAAGCCAACAAUUUAGUAACAGUAAAAAUAUUUGUGAUACCUGGCCCUACCAAAAAUGUCCUCCACACACACACAUUCAUCACCAACACAGUGAUUUAUUUAGUGUCGGAACUUUGCAGCAACAUUUCUGGUUAUCAUUUUAGAAACAAACAUUAAAACAAAAAUAUAUAUAAUUAGUUACAGUGUUCAAACUUCAUCAUACAAAAAGAGUGCUUCAUCUUGCAUGGAUAGUGUAAGUUGGGACCAAGAGAGCAGACGUGUCGGUCUGUUUAAAGAGCACUGCGUUGUGUAACCCGCGGCACACCAGCAGGCUAAUGAAUGACCAGGUCCAGAGUUGAGAGUCAAUAUUUGCUCUUCUUUACCUUCUUGUGAGAGCGAUGUGGUGACCGUGACCUGGACUUCCCUACCUUCCGGUCUGGAGAUGGUGAUCGGGAACGCUUGGACCAUUUGGGAGACCUUGUCCUGUAAAACAUGUAACGGAAUGACUUCAAGAAUAACAAUCAGGAUUAAUACAUUGACCCUCUACAAAAAAAAAUCUCAUUGCACUUGCUUUAAAGGAGAGAUGCUCCUCGAUUUUCGGGUCUGGUCGUCGGGAUCUCUACUCCAUCCUCGUCUUCUGACCCCAUCUUCACUUCUUUUGCUCUUGUCUUUGUCCCUUCUGUCAUCCUUUGACUUGUCUUUAGACUUUGAUGUCAAUCUCUCAUUCUUUUCUUCAUCUUUUUCAAACUCCUAUAGUAGUAAAACAUCCCAAUGAAGUUAGAUACAGGCUUCUAUGUCUUUGUCUUUGUUAAGACGCAAAACACGAUAUGGAACUGGCAUGCAACUCACAAACCCACUCAUUUGCACAUAAUAGCCUGUGGGUUCAGCAUAAGGGGGAGCUGCUUUGUCGAUGUCAGACCAGUUCAACACAUGCUAAACUGUUCCACGGACACAUCAUUCUUUCAGACCUGCAGAUGUAUACCAGUACAUAUCGACACUGACACCUACAGGCAGAGAGAGUUUUUUUUACAGAUGCUGUUUUCUUUGUGGCCAACAAUAUUACUGUGUCAAAUAUGCACAAAAUACUUGGAGCAGUAUAAACUCUUCUUAAGUACUGUAUUCAACAGAGACUCCAGUAAACAAACAAUCAAUUGUGCAUUUUUAACUUGUAAAAUAAAAAACGCAACUGUAGCUAGACUUUCCUUCCCUGUAGAUGGUGCAUAUUGGACUAAAUUUGCAGAUCUGAAACUGCUCGCCCUGUGGCUCUGCGGUUUCACAUUGACUGUGUCUGCUUUUGAGUGCUUAACAUCAGUAACACUGUUUUUUUUUUUACUGUGUCAAUUGACUAAUUUCAGUCUAAUUUUCAUGUACUAAUAGCAAGCACUUUUGUAAAUUUUGCCCCAUACUGUUCUUGAUUAAAGAAAUAUUUCUAUUCUA